Oreochromis niloticus (Nile tilapia) is the source of this 2577-nucleotide messenger RNA. RefSeq names its product interferon-induced GTP-binding protein Mx. The record is from RefSeq and is a predicted model, not a curated record. NCBI's taxonomy places the organism in Eukaryota, Metazoa, Chordata, Actinopteri, Cichliformes, Cichlidae. Gene Ontology annotation, molecular function: GTPase activity; GTP binding; microtubule binding. Gene Ontology annotation, biological process: receptor internalization; synaptic vesicle budding from presynaptic endocytic zone membrane; defense response to virus. Gene Ontology annotation, cellular component: synapse; microtubule; cytoplasm. The transcript has 12 exons. Bases 1 to 1869 code for a protein of 622 amino acids.
AUGAGCACUCUGAACCAGCAGUAUGAGGAGAAAGUCCGUCCCUGCAUCGACCUUAUUGACUCUCUCCGCUCUCUCGGUGUAGAGAAGGACCUGGCGCUGCCUGCUAUCGCCGUGAUUGGAGACCAAAGCUCGGGGAAGAGCUCUGUGUUGGAGGCGCUGUCCGGGGUGGCACUGCCGAGAGGCAGCGGCAUUGUAACAAGAUGCCCUCUUGAACUCAAGAUGAAGAGAAAGAAAGAAGGAGAAGAAUGGACUGGAAGGAUAAGUUACCAGGGCCACGAGGAGGAAAUAGAAGAUCCUACAACUGUGGGUAAAAAGAUUGAAGAAGCUCAAAAUCAAAUGGCUGGGGUCGGAGUGGGGAUCAGCGAUGAGCUCAUCAGUCUGGAGAUCGCUUCCCCUGAUGUCCCGGACCUGACCCUCAUCGACCUGCCCGGCAUUGCCAGGGUGGCUGUAAAAGGACAGCCAGAGAACAUCGGCGAUCAGAUAAAAAGACUGAUCCAGAUGUUUAUCACAAAACAAGAAACCAUCAGCUUGGUGGUUGUUCCGUGUAAUGUGGACAUUGCAACCACAGAGGCUUUGAAAAUGGCGCAGCAGGUGGAUCCUGAAGGAGAGAGGACUUUGGGUAUCUUGACUAAGCCUGACCUGGUGGACAAAGGCACAGAAGAGAACGUGCUUGAAAUCGUCCAUAAUGAAGUCAUCUACCUGAAUAAGGGCUACAUGAUUGUCAAGUGCAGGGGUCAGAAGGAGAUCACAGACAAAGUGUCUCUUACUGAAGCCCUAGAAAAAGAGGAGAUGUUCUUCAAAGAUCAUCCCUAUUUCCACACUCUUUACAGUGAAGGUCACGCCACUGUUCCUAAACUGGCUGAAAAACUCACCCUUGAGCUGGUGAAUCACAUUGAGAGAUCUCUGCCAAGACUGGAAGAGCAGAUAGAGGAUAAAUUGGCUCAGACUCAGACAGAGCUGGACAGAUAUGGUAACGGACCUCCUUCUGAUAUGGCUGAGAGACUCAUCUUCCUCAUCGAUAAAGUGACCGCAUUCACUCAGGAUGCCAUCAACCUGACUUCAGGAGAGGAGCUCAACUGUGGAGAGAGCCUGAAUGUUUUUUCUACUCUCAGGCGAGAGUUUGGGAAGUGGAAUGCCCACCUGGACCGUUCAGGACAAAACUUUAACAGGAAAAUUGAAAAAGAGGUGGAGGUAUAUGAAGACAAGUACCGUGGAAGAGAACUACCAGGAUUUAUCAACUACAAGACUUUUGAGGUCAUGGUGAAGGAGCAGAUCAAACAGCUGGAAGAACCAGCUGUCAAGAAACUCAAGGACGUAGCAGAUGCUAUAAAAAGGGUGUUCCUACAGCUGGCCCAGAGAAGCUUCACUGGAUUUCCUAACCUAAUAAAAACAGCAAAGGCAAAGAUCGAAGCCAUUAAGCAGAAUAAAGAGGCCACUGCUGAAUCAAUGCUAAGAACUCAGAUCAGGAUGGAGCUGCUGGUUUACUCCCAGGACAGAACCUACAGCAACAGCUUGAGUGAAAGCAAGGAAGAAGAUGAGGAGGAGGAAAACAAUCACAGAGGCAAGCUGCGGAAACCUGUGUACAUCAAGGAUAACCAUGCUACACUUCAGGAACUGAUGCUACACCUUAAAUCAUAUUACAAAAUUGCUGGGCAGCGUCUGGCUGAUCAAGUCCCACUGGUGAUCCGCUACCACAUGCUGCAAGAGGCUGCCAUCCAGCUGCAGAGGGAGAUGCUGCAGAUGCUUCAAGACAAGGAAAAGUUGGAGUUCUUGCUGAAGGAGGAUUCUGACAUUGGCACCAAGAGGGCUGCUCUGCAGAAUCGCUUCACACGCCUCAUGAAGGCCCGUGCAUACUUGGUCGAGUUCUAGAUGUGAAUGCUCUGCAGUCAGUGGUGCCAGGCGAUGGGAGACCUUUUAUAUGUACACAUGUAGUCUUUUCAUCCAAAACAUAUGAGGCACUCCAUCCUAAAUUAUAAAUGUCUUUUAGGGCUUAAGGGCUCUGUAUAACUCUCUGGUUUACUAGUGUGGGUAAAUUAUACUAAAGUGCUUCUUGUUCGUAUUUUUUUAGAUUAUUUUGACAUCACAUCACAAAAAUUUGCUUAAAUAUAGUUUUUCCUAACUUGACCUUUCUGAUUAUAUUUUAAGUGUCAGAUACUUAAUGACACGGUCUAAUUUAUGGGAAUUCUAUUCAUUAAUUUAAAAAAAAAAAAAAAAAACCCACACAAAAAGCCCCUGAUCAAAUCAAACUGAACUGCUCUGCUUCCGUUUGGCUGAGAUGUUGAAUUCAUCAGUUUCAAUUCUAAAACUGAGUAAAUAACUGGGGUGGCUGUGACUCAGGAGGCAGAGCAGGUAAGUUGUAUAAAAGCCCUUUGAUUGUUCAGUAGAAAAACCAGAGAUAAGAACCAGUACAUUACCGUUACACUUUGUAACUACUUAAAUAACUUUAGCUCCCUCUUGUGGUUUCCCACAGUAAAUUAAAAACAGCAAAACAAAUAGUUAUAAUCCAAAAAUUUUAAAUUAUUAUUUAAGUUGAAGUAAACAGUUCUGUUUUACAUAAAUAUAAAUCAACAAUGUAAA